CACCAGGGAGAGCUGCUUGGAAGGAAAACUAGGAACCAAUUUUACGCUCUGCAAGGGCAAUCUGUGAUCCUCGCCACCAGAGGAACCUCAGGAUCCCAAAACUCUUCCUGAAAUUUCCUCUAGCCUUCAGCCAUGGCCGCUGCCGUCGCCAGCCGUGCCUUCCUUGCCGCUCCGGCUGUUGCCGUGAGCAAGGCCCAGACCAAGAGGGCUUUCUUCGGCAACAUUGCCGGUCUGGCACCCGUUGCCCGUCGCUCCGCCCCCGUGGUGAAGUCCCUGGCCGUCAAGGCUGAGACUAACUACCAAGUCAUUGAGCCCCUCAAUGGCGACCCCUUCGUCGGUGGGCUCGAGACCCCCGUCACCUCGGCUCCCCUGGUCGCGUGGUUCCUGUCCAACCUCCCCGGCUACCGCACUGGUGUGAACCCCCUCCUCCGCGGUGUCGAGGUCGGCCUCGCCCACGGCUACCUCCUCGUCGGCCCCUUCGUCUGCACUGGUCCUCUCCGCGGCACUGAGAUCGGCCAAGUCGCCGGUACCAUGGGCGCCGCUGCUCUGGUGACCAUCCUGUCCAUGUGCCUGACCGUGUACGGCAUCGCCUCGUUCAAGGAGGGUGCUGCUUCCACCGCUCCCUCUCUGACUCUGACUGGCCGCUCCAAGGAUGCUGACAAGCUCCAGACUGCUGACGGCUGGGCUUCGUUCGCUGGCGGCUUCUUCUUCGGUGGCCUGUCCGGUGUUGCCUGGGCAUACAUCCUGCUCUACGUCCUUGACCUGCCCUACCCCGUCAAGUAAAUGGAACAGCAACAUGUAUCUAGAAAUGAUAUGAACAUAGUAAAAUUCAUUUUUUAUGCCCUAUGGCCGUCUUUAGCUCAGCAAGUCAAUGCAAAAUGUUCACAUAAUAACCACCAUAGGAAAAUUAGUGCC
Molecule: messenger RNA, 915 nt
Organism: Closterium sp. NIES-67
Lineage: Eukaryota; Viridiplantae; Streptophyta; Zygnematophyceae; Desmidiales; Closteriaceae
Source: the annotation of a GenBank genome assembly